GCCAAGCACUCUGCAUGUUUUUGAAGAAAAGGGGGGACAAAACAGGGACAGACGGGCUGAAGGCAUCUCUCUCCUGUCCCAAACCAACGCCAAGGAAUCUACAUUGGCUUUUUUGAAAGGUUUUUUAACAGCAAAGAUGGCGUCCAAACUUAAAUGGCUCAUUUUUGUCCAUCUGUUAUUAAUUGACCAGGCUGUGACUCGAGCCGCACCUCCUCAGCCGCUUGCAAACAAGCGACAAAAUCCCAAAAAUCACAUUGAGGAAGAAGUGAGCAUCAACCACCAGCUAAACCAUCUUAUUUUGGGACCACAACUACCAUUCCAAUCUGCAAACAACCGAAAACAGGAUAGAAGUCAGUCUGCCCUUCGUCUGAUAGCACAACUCAAGGCAAAACUCCAAGAACAAACUCAAUACCUCAACAUUCAAGGCAAAGUUACCUGCGAGGAGCUAGUAGAGGCUAGCACUGUGGACGAUUCACUUUCCUAUGAGUUACCACAAGAGCUGCUAGGGUUAAGUCUGGUGCCAGUUUUGGUGGUGGCAAACUGUCAAAAAGAUGCACAGAUUUUGGUGGAGAAGUUAUACAACCUGCUUGGUAUGUCCGAUACAGAUCAGUUACUCCUUGACCUUGAACGCUUGAUGGAAAGAAAGAUAUCCAAGAUGGUGGCUUCCCCUGCGAAGAGAAACAAAAUUGAACAAAACAUAGACGUUGUCAUGUUUAAUAUUAAGCAACUAGCACAAGACGAGGAUACUGGGGAGAGAUGUGAAGACUGGGCAAAGUUGAACGGCACUAUGUUGAUCGGGUCAACCGUAGAAGGCCCCAACAGCAGUCUGGAAGAGGCAGUGCAACAAUGCGAACACAUGGGGGUGCUGUGUGCGGGGGUAGCACACAGUAAGAACCAACCUGGCAGUUAUCAAGCUGUACUGAAAAAAGGUAGCCGAAUUUUACCAUCUGAUUCCGAAUCGUGGAUACUUCAAUGUCGGGAUUUGGGAAGUCGGGUGAAACGAAGUCCUCGGAAAACCUGCGUCAAUAGAAGUGAACAGCGAGUUUAUAAAGUAAUGGAAUGGAUCCCCGCUGUUAGCACUUUGUAUAAUUUGGGCACGGCUGUGUACUAUGCUUCAGUCAAUUGCUCGGAAACUGCGAAAGAGAGAGCGAUUUUGUCAGCUGUAGAUUUGGGUACGGAUGCGUUGAUGGUGGUCACGGGGGGUACGGCUGGGGUAGCGGGGUAUGCGCUCGGGGCAGGGGUGAAAACGGGAGUCAAAGCAGGGGUAAGGUACAUGAUGAAUAUGAAAGAGGAGGAUGAUGUUUUGGUAAAUCAGUUCAGCUGGGAGGAUGAUUCUGUGGUGUUUCAGCCGUAAUGUCAAUACAAAUUGACAGGCCUGUCACGAUAUAUCGAAAAUACAGAUGAUAAUAUUGAAACUAGUUUAUGCUACUGACGCAAUAACCCCAAAAACUACCCUAAAUAAAGAAUGUGGCAAAAAAAAAAAUAAAAAUAAAAAUCCCCCCCAAAAAACAAAAAACACAAAUUGAAAUAAAUACAUAAAUAAAUAGCAGAAUGCGACACUUAAGUAGUUAGUUUAUAUUUAUAAUAAGUCAAUAGUAAUAAUAGUAGUUAUUUAUUCAACCCUGUACAACUCAUAUCUUAUCGUAGUACAAAAGAAAAUAACAAAAAGACCCCCACUAGUACACAGAAAAGUAUCGAACCUCAAAAAUGAUAAUUCCAUCUAACACAUAAAUAACAUACAUAAAACAAAGCAAUGAAGAAUAGAUGGGGUUUUAAUAAUAUUGUGAAAUUUUAUCCACACAUAAUUUUAGUUAUAACACUUUUCAUUCCUCUGCAUCUUUCAAUGCUACAGUCUACCAACAAUAAAAUAGCUGAAAGCAUAUGACAAAUUACAAAAACUCAGGAAAAUGAAAAUUUGUGGAGUAUCUCUUUGGCCUGUCUGUCAUAAUGUCUAACUCUUUAGUCCUCCUUUACACUCUAUUUUAAUUGAGAUUUUAACUAAGAUUUAAACACGUGUGACAUACCCUCUUCAGUGGAUUUUAGCAGACAGGUCAUAUUUCUCUGUGUGCAUGAUUGACAACAACUACAUUCCUCUCUCUGGCUCCCCGCUUCUUAUCCUUUCCCAAAUUUUUGUCACUCUGAAAAUGUACAGGCUAAACUGUUAUGUCUAGAGGCUAGAACUAUUUUUAAAAAUGAAAAACCAUAGCAUUGAUGAUUCUUACUCUUGUUAUGAAACUGUAUAUUUUGUUUUUUAUACUGUAAGCCUAUGGUAUUUCUCAGUAAAAAUCUAAUAUUAACCUCA
Periophthalmus magnuspinnatus is the source of this 2302-nucleotide messenger RNA. It is a transcript of the gene apof, whose product is annotated as apolipoprotein F. Gene Ontology annotation, biological process: cholesterol metabolic process. The coding region runs from base 137 to 1354 and encodes 405 amino acids. The transcript has 2 exons. The record is from RefSeq and is a predicted model, not a curated record. NCBI's taxonomy places the organism in Eukaryota, Metazoa, Chordata, Actinopteri, Gobiiformes, Gobiidae.